Carassius auratus (goldfish) is the source of this 3187-nucleotide messenger RNA. Its product is annotated as dapper homolog 2-like. The record is from RefSeq and is a predicted model, not a curated record. Bases 122 to 2650 code for a protein of 842 amino acids. Gene Ontology annotation, biological process: negative regulation of nodal signaling pathway. Gene Ontology annotation, cellular component: cytoplasm. NCBI's taxonomy places the organism in Eukaryota, Metazoa, Chordata, Actinopteri, Cypriniformes, Cyprinidae. The transcript is spliced from 4 exons.
GCUUCUUCCAAACACAGUAGUAGUUGAUUCACACUGGUACGCACAUUGAACAAGCUCAGUCAUAUAGCGGAUCACGUUAUUUCCUCGCCUCUCUGGAAAUGUCUAAACAGCACGUCUUAUAAUGUUGGGAAGAAAAAUACCUGGGUCAGGUUUGCUGAGGGCAGCAGAAGGAAUGGGCCGGGGUAGGACAGGAGAGAGGCUGCACGCAGCGCUGGCUGGACUGCAGGAGCUGCAUUUCCUCCGGGACAAACAGAGUGCAAUGGUGCACUGGGCUCUGACCCUGAACAGAGAGGACACCGAGACAUCAAAACAAGAGAAGGUGAGCACAGAGGAACUGAGAAUGGAGGCAACACUUACUCUUCUCAAACAACAGCUGACACGCCUGCGCAAACAGGAUGUGGGAUUGAAGACUCAUCUCCAGCAGCUAGAUCAGCAGAUCAAUGACCUGAAACUGGAUGUGUGUAAAGCAUCCACUGAACACCUAGAGAGUGACAGCAGACCCAGUUCAGGGUUCUAUGAGCUCAGUGAUGGUGGUUCUGGCUCAUUGUCCAAUUCAUGCACCUCCGUCUACAGCGAGAGUCUUUCCUCCUCAUCUCAAACCAGUCUGCUUCCUCAUCUCCCAACCUCAUAUGUGCAACAUGGUCAUAGUGGUUCCAGGCAGACCGCUGUGUCCCGUCGUUGUUCUGCUGAUGAGAGCACUACACAGUCCGAUGCUCCACGAUCAGGAGUGAAGCUUGGCAGCAGCUGUAUACGAACAACAUCAGCUCGAGUUGAAAGAGCAAGACAACGACCUGUUUCCACAGGGGACCUUGACCGAAUGAUUGCACCUGGUUUUGGCUGCUUCAAAUCCAUUGAUAUGAAGAGCUCCACCCCUUGUGGUAGCCUCCAAAACCCCUCAGUAGACCUCAAAUACCAGAGUAACCUGGUAUCGAACAACGGGACAGAAGUGUACUGUUAUCCCAGUCCACUGCAUGCUGUGGCCUUACAAAGCCCCAUCUUUAGUUGCACCACUGAACAGGGAAAUUCAGUAGCACUUAUUGAAAUGUCUGGAGUGGGUCUUCAAGAGGAAACCCAAAAGACAAACGAAGGGUCCACAAAUUCCAGGACUGCUGGAUACAUCAACAAGCUACUACAGCGAAGCUCAAGUAAGAUGAACCUGUUUAGCAUAAAAAGAAAUGACACUGUUAACAGUACACAGGAGCAAACACCCAGAUCACUAGAAAUGUCCUACGGACAGCUGAAUGGUCCCCAACUGCUAGGAUCCCUUCAGCAGAUGUCAAUGCCCUUAGAAAAUGCAUUGGAGACUGGACAGAAAUCUUCAUCACUAAACAGCAAUCAGCAUCAGAGGAAUGCACCUGGUCUGGAGCCCAAUUCCGAAGCAACUGAAGUCAAGACAUUGUGCCAUGGCACACACUCAAAACCUUCCAUGGAUCUCCACAAUAAUAACUUUCCCAUAAAGAUUGCCUCAAGCAAGGCUGGUACUGAGUCUGAGAAUGGACUCUCAGAAAAGGAGAGUGGACAGUUUUCCAAGGACCCAUCUAUGGUCCCAAAGCCAGUAGAGAGGAGAUCAAGUUUUACCUUAAAAAGGGAAGAAGGUAGAGCUUAUUUUGGUGAUAAAGGUGGCAAACCUCAAUCAGAAUUUGUCCAUGCACAGUUUGUUCCGGCAGGGACUCAAAGGGUAAAAGUGCAUCAGGCAGACAAGAAAAUGAAAUCUGUAAAACUGAGAAAGAAGAGCUCUGAGAAGCCUUCAGCAAAGAAACAGCAGCAUAAACACGUGUCUCGGGAGUUCUGCACCAAAACCCGAGCUGAUUUAAAACAGUCCAGCUCAUGCAAAGGGAGAGUAACAAAUCUGGAAGAGUCCAAGAUGAACUCUUGCUCAGAUUGCAGUUGUAAUGGACUUUUCAACUCACACUUAAUCCAGAACAACCCUCACCUUCAACAAAGCCAAACCUCCAAGUCCACCAAGGCCCGUAAAGCCCCAGAACCAGUGCACCUUCUUCUAGACCAAGCCAAAAAGAAACAAAGUUCUCGGAAAUGGCCAUCCUCCUCUGAGAUCCCUUUGCCCCCAGCUCUCCAAACCCAGAGAUCCAAAGAGGUGUUAAACUCUCGAAAGGGGGCCAUGGUAAGGAGUGUGAGUGCCAGGCCUCGUUCAGGUCAGUGGGGUUGUCCUCGACAGGCCCUUCCCCACUCACUUUCCACUUCCUCUUACUUCAGUUACUUGGAAUCUAGAUAUCCAGCAGCUCCAAUCUCCAGCCGCUACCCUCCUCGUUGUGAGUCAGAGUUUUCAGAGUACUCUGCAGAGUGUGCAUCACUCUUUCACUCUACUAUCGCAGCAAGCAGUGAUGGAGAGAUGAGCGACUACACCACAAACCGUUUUGGAGACAGCGAGUCCAGUCAGGGCUCUCAGACAGCCUCAGACUCAGGCAGCAGUCUCUCGCUGGAUGAGGAGGACCUGUUGGAGGAAGAAGAGGAAGAUGAAAGUGGUUUAGUGUGGGCUCAGGCUGCGGUGGGGACCACAGCAGCAGGCUUUUCUCUUCAGCAACACCAUCGCCCAGAGCCAGCAGCCUGUCGCAUCAAAGCUUCCAGAGCACUGAAGAAAAAGAUCCGCCGCUUUCAACCAGCGUCACUCAAGGUCAUGACUUUGGUGUAGAUGUACUGAAGCUUAGAAUGGAUCCUGUUAAGUAAACCUUAAGCUUUAACUGAAAUUUGGCCAAUUUGAACAAACAUGGUCUAGUCAUGGUUUACUUGCACUUGUGAGCCAAGCAAUCUAGUAAGAGUUUUCUGAGAGCUCUAAUUCAAAAAUGGCCAAACCAGAUCACUGAUCUACACCCAACUUUACCUUGAACAUGACAGUGAUGAAAAUUUCAUACAUUGACAUGGUGACUGUUCUUCUCAACAACACAAACAACUGUUGAUUUGUAUAAAAACUUUAUACUAGGGCUGAUCAACGUCGGUCAGUUUUGUGGAGUUUUGCUCCAACUUGCCUGUAGCUUUCUAGUAACUCUUAGAACUUGUUUAGAUUAGGUUGGAGCUGAGCUCUAAAGACUGUGGAUCUCCAGAACCGAUGUUCACCACUCCUGCUAUAUACUGUAAAUAAGUUAUCUGAAUAACUUUGCAAAAUGUAUUAUAAUCAAAACCACUGUGUAAAUAGCACAAUGAAAACUGCUUUGGGAACAAAACUGUACUU